CCAGUCGAGUCGCCAGUUGUGUUUGAGUAACAAUGAUGAACGCAUUAAAAUAUAAACUUGUGACGGGAUUGAUUUUUGCUAGUCUCUUAGUCAACCUAGAAGGUUGCGUGGCAAAUCAAACAAAACGGUCCUUCACAAUCGACCAUGAGGCCAAUACCUUUUUAAUGGAUAGCAAGCCGUUUCGUUAUGUCUCAGGGUCAUUUCACUAUUUUCGUGCUUUGCCACAAGUAUGGGAAGAACGUUUAAAAACAAUGCGUGCAGCCGGCUUAAAUGCCAUCGAUACCUACAUCGAAUGGUCGCUACAUAAUCCUCAUGACGGCGUCUACAACUGGGACGGAAUUGCAAAUAUUGAGCGCUUCUUAGAAUUAGCACAGAACGCUGGUUUCUAUGUGGUCCUACGUCCAGGACCAUACAUCUGUGCAGAACGCGAUAAUGGCGGCCUACCCCACUGGCUUUCCCACAAGUAUCCGGAAAUAAAGGUACGCACCAGCGAUUCCAACUACCAGUUCGAAGUAAGCAAAUGGUAUGCUCAACUUAUGCCACGUCUACAAAGGUUCUUCUACGGCAAUGGCGGUCCAAUCAUAACGGUUCAAGUAGAAAACGAAUAUGCGUCUUUUUAUGCGUGCGAUGCUGACCAUUUGAUUUGGUUGCGCGAUGAAACCGAAAAAUAUGUUCAAGGCAAAGCAGUGCUUUUUACAACAGAUCAGCCGAAAGAUGUGAAAAGGUGUGCGAAGAUUGAAGGAGUACAUGCGACCGUCGACUUCGGAAUAGGCUCAAAUUUUGACAGCCAAUGGAGUGCUAUGCGUAGUGUUCAACCAACCGGACCAUUAGUAAACUCUGAAUUCUAUCCCGGUUGGUUGACCCACUGGGAAGAGGAAAAUCAAAGGCGUGAUGCUAAUGAAGUGGCAAAUUCAUUGAGACUUAUGCUCGAAGCAGGCGCGAACGUCAACUUUUACAUGUUCUUUGGUGGCACUAACUUUGGCUUUACUGCUGGUGCCAACAACUAUGGCAAAGAUUAUGUUGCAGAUAUUACCUCUUAUGAUUACGACGCUGUAAUGGAUGAGGCCGGUAAUGUUACCAAAAAAUUUGAAUUGGUACGCAAAGUUAUAGCCGAAUUUCUCGAAGUACCAGCAGAAGAGAAUUGUAAUGGCUGCAUAACGACGCAACGCCUGGCUUAUGGAAAUGUAACUUUGGAGCCAAUUGGUAAUUUACUCUCCCAACUGGGACGCACUACGCUGGCACAUGGAGAGCCGAUUAAAGCUGCGAAGCCACUUACAUUUGAAGAACUCGACCAGUACUCCGGUUUGGUGUUGUAUGAAACUGAAUUACCACAUCUGGAGAUCGAUCCCACACUUCUCACUGUCAACGAACUGCAUGAUCGCGCUUAUGUGUUUGUAGAUGAAGAGUUGGUGGGCACGUUAUCGCUUAAGAAUGGCAUUUUGUCAGUACCAUUGAGUAAAGGUUUUGGCAGCCGCUUGCAGUUGUUGGUGGAGAAUCAAGGGCGCAUCAAUUACGAAACUCUUAACGAUACGAAAGGUAUUCUAGGUGACAUAACAGUGGAACGUUCCAAUGGCGAAAAACAGAAGCUAAAUAAUUGGGUUACAACAUCCUUCCCUUUGGAGAGUUCCCAAAUGACGUCAUUCAUAGAAGCAUACAAAAACGAAAAAGGAGCUGAAAUAGUAAAAAAGACCAAAGUUCUAAAGAAUGGACCUGUUAUUUAUUAUGGCGAGUUCGAAGUUGAAAAUCUGGGUGAUACCUAUUUAAAUUCAAUUGGCUGGGGCAAGGGUGUGGCUUAUGUGAAUGGCUUCAAUCUCGGACGUUAUUGGCCAUUAGUUGGACCACAAAUGACGCUCUACCUACCUAAAGAUUUGUUGCAAAUUGGCACAAAUACGUUAGUUAUUCUGGAAUAUCAGACAGCCAAUUUAAAUACCGAAAAUGGAGAGUAUGUCGUGACGCUCGAAGACAGACCACAGUUGGAUGGCUAAAAGUUUGUACGUCGUGGCGCUCGACGAUAAACCGCCGUUGUAUGGCUAAAAGUUUGUUUAUCAAUGGGUAAUUAAAAACAAAAAUUGUGUUUGUUGAAUUUUCUUUAUUUUUAUUAUUAUUAAGAGGUUAAAUGUAAAACAUAAACUAAUAAAAACGUUUGUGCACGGCAAAUUUAUUUUGAAGGACGGAAAAAAGUUUUCAAA
Molecule: messenger RNA, 2189 nt
Organism: Anastrepha obliqua
Lineage: Eukaryota; Metazoa; Arthropoda; Insecta; Diptera; Tephritidae
Product: beta-galactosidase
Exons: 6
Coding region: 33-1985 (650 amino acids)
Biological process (GO): carbohydrate metabolic process
Cellular component (GO): vacuole
Molecular function (GO): beta-galactosidase activity
Source: RefSeq, a predicted model, not a curated record